GGCAUUCAACGCUAUUUAGACUUAUACCGGCUUGAUAAGUGCCUAUUGUUUGCCAAAAAAUCAAAAUUUCAAAAUUACAUUCGGGACAACAUAUCAUUAAAAGAUUAUAACACAAUAACCACAAAUAUAAAUUGCAAUUAUCUAGAUCAAGAAAUUUCAAUCAAGCAAAAAUAUCCUGGGAACAACAACAUAAUCUCAAUGCUAUUUGUUAUCUCCCAAAAUAUCAAACAUCAAAAACAAUUUAAAGUAACAAAACCUGGUUCGGAUGCAAUUUUUUACACAUUAGAUGAUGUGUUACAAGACCAGCACAUUCAGGGUGAUUUGGUUGUCUCGCUUAGUUUGAUAAGUUGGUAUCUGUGCUGAGCUGAUGCUCAAACAUUUUCAGCUUCAAGGAAAAAUAAUCAAAGUUGCAAAUUUGACUGAUACCUUCAAAGAAAAGCCAAAAAAAUAAGUUCAUAUAUAGAUGGAUAUGCUAAUGCAUAAAAGUAUAUUAUUAUUUAAUGAAUGUAAACU
Messenger RNA from Ascoidea rubescens DSM 1968, 513 nucleotides. RefSeq lists its product as uncharacterized. The transcript has a single exon. Bases 199 to 363 code for a protein of 54 amino acids. NCBI's taxonomy places the organism in Eukaryota, Fungi, Ascomycota, Saccharomycetes, Ascoideales, Ascoideaceae. The record is from RefSeq and is a predicted model, not a curated record.